This is a messenger RNA of Ctenocephalides felis (cat flea), 939 nucleotides long. RefSeq lists its product as uncharacterized. Lineage: Eukaryota; Metazoa; Arthropoda; Insecta; Siphonaptera; Pulicidae. The record is from RefSeq and is a predicted model, not a curated record. The transcript is spliced from 6 exons. Bases 68 to 853 code for a protein of 261 amino acids.
AGAGCUUGGAAGAUGCAAAAGAUCCAUAUACUUUUAGUGAUCCAAAGAGUGUAAACAAAAUCAGAAAAUGAAAACCGCAGUGUUUCUCCUCGGCUUCUUAGCUGUAUUCGCAGCAGCCUAUCAGGAUCAUAAAAUCGAUGCAUUGGUAAAAUACACAAAAUUGCGAGGUCUUAAUAGAGGAGCCCUCGAAGAUCAAGUAUUUGCUCUCGUCGAUUGUCUUCGCAAAAUCUUACGCGAAGGUGGAGAACUCACCGGAGGAAAAAUUUUGGAUCCUUUGGAUUCCGAGCAUGUGGAUGUUAAUGUCACAAUCCCAGAACAACUUAGUGUUGAAGGCGCCCUUGACAACCUACAUGUAGAUGGACUUUCAAGCUUCAAUCUCACAAGCUUGAAAAUUAACAUUAUUUUAAUGAAAGUAGAUUACAGUCUCACCAUCGAUCACAUUAAAGCUAAAGGUUUGUACGACCUCAUUGCAAACUUGGUUGCAGCUGACCCAUUAUUCGGAAAAGGACCUUUCGAUAUUCAAUUAAACCAAAUCACAGCAUCCGGACAUAUCAAAUUGCGUUUGAAAAAUCUUACAUACGUUGAAUUAGCAGAAUUAAAACUUUUGCUCACUGUUGGAGAUAUGAAGUUCGCUAUCGAUGGAAUAAUGAACGACCCAGAACUCACAAGUGAAAUCAACGCUUUCUUAAACGAAACUUUACCAGAAUUGAUCAAAGAAAACCAAGAAUUAAUUUCCAAUACCGUAGACUCAGCUGCAAAGGAUCUUAUCAAUCCAAUUUUGAGCCAAUUCACUCUUCAAGAAAUUUUGGACAUGAUCGGUGGAGCUGGAGGUGAGGGCGGACUCGAAUGCUAAUUUAAAUAACAAAUAAAAAAUUAUUAAAUUUUCAAUUAAUAAUUUAUGAUCAGCUACUAUGUAUCUAUUUUUAUUGACUGCAAUAA